AACCAUAGCGUAGCCGCCGUUGGUCGGGUGUCCAGCAGCGGCAGCGGCGGUGAGUGGGAGCUGUGAUGGCAUGUGUUCCCCGGAGGAUGUCCACGGUCAGUGUAACUCUGGACGACGACGAGGCGGGAGAUCCAGUUUGAGUCCGCAGAUUAUGUCCGGAGCUGGUCGUGCUGCUGUGGAGAAAAGUUUAUCACAAGUAGGGACACAGUUCCAUCAGCGGCGGUAAUAUGGCAGAGCGCAGCGCCUGCGAUGUCAACAUCCUCAGCAUCCCGGUGCCCAUUCGUCGUGGCGGCUCAGAGUCCAACCUGGAUGUGGUUGACAGUGUUGGACAUGACGGCGUGGGCCUGGACUUCACCAAGGGAGCGCUGGGGAUCGACAGCCUGCAGCAGAAGAUCCUCAAGGUGACGGAGCAGAUUAAGGUGGAGCAGACGGCUCGGGACCAGAAUGUGGCUGAGUACCUGAAACUGGUGAACAGUGCCGACAAGCAGCAGGUAUCACGGAUACGUCAGGUGUUUGAAAAGAAGAACCAGAAGUCUGCGCACACCAUCGCUCGUCUGCAGAGGAAGCUGGAGCAGUACCACCGGCGCAUGAAGGACAGCGAGACCAACGGCAAGCACAGCAACAAAGAUGGCAGCAGCAAGGAGUCUGGCACUCACAGUAAGGAGGGCAGCCUGCGGGACGUCAGCGCCACCGGACGACACCCGGCGCUGGAUAAAGUCAAGACAAUCGGACCUGGCGUGUCGCUCUCGCCGCCGUUCUUCUUCAAUAAGUCGCGUGAGUUCGCCAACCUCAUCAGGAACAAGUUUGGCAGCGCAGACAACAUCGCCCACCUGAAGAGCUCCAUGGAGUCGGGGUCGGGGCUGCAGGUGGAGGCCGGGGCGAGGGGUCUGAGCGGCAGCGCCACCACAGUAGCCAAGGCCACCAAGUACCACAGCGAUGACGAGUGCUCCACGGGAACGUCUGCGUCCGCUGACUCAAACGGGAACCCGGCGGGAGGGUCGGGGGCUGGGUCCGGAGGUCCGGGAAGGUCAGACUCCAACGGGCGUCUGGUGGAGGUGCUGGACAUGGUGCGGGAGAUCAGGGAGGCUCAGGCACAGCUGGCAGAGGACAUGGAGACCCUGAACACACAGUUCAAACGAGACUACAACUACUUCACACAGGUGAUGCAGGAGGAGAGAUACAGGUAUGAGCGCUUGGAGGACCAGUUAAAUGACCUGACGGAGCUCCACCAGAACGAGACCAGUAACCUGAAGCAGGAACUGGCCAGUAUUGAGGAGAAAGUGGCGUACCAGGCCUACGAGAGGGCCAGAGACAUACAGGAGGUCCUGGAGUCGUGUCAGACUCGUGUGUCCAAGCUCGAGCUGCAGCAGCAGCAGCAACAGACAGUUCAGCUGGAAAACACAGACGCCAAAGUGCUGCUGGGAAAGUGCAUCAACAUCAUGCUGGCCAUCGUCACCGUCAUCCUGGUGUGCGUUUCCACGGCGGCCAAGUUCACCGCGCCGCUGCUGCGUAGCCGCCUCCACCUGGCGCUCACCUGCGUGGGCGUGUCUUUGCUGGCGCUGCUGUGGAAGAACUGGGAACAUUUGCAGUGCGCUUUGGAACGAUUGCUCCUCUCACAUUGAGACAGGAGGACGAAUGAGACCAGAAAACUUUGUCCAAACCCUGGGUCACGUGUUGUCAUGGCAACGCAGAAAACAGGGCGGAGUUUACAUGUAGCCUUACACCAGCCCUGCUCCCAAACCAUUCUGGGCUCCACGCUGACUUGAUUUAUGACCCCGAGCUUAACACAUCUAAAGACGUUCCACGCAAAUGUGUGGAGAGCUUUACCCAGAAUGCACCUCCACAUUAACAACGCACAGAUAUGAGCUGGUAUCAAUGAACACAACUGAACAAACAAGCCUCUCUGAAGGUGCAAACAUUCAAACGUGGCACAACGCUGCCAUAGCUGUGAGUCACUACACCGAGAUUUGUCAGACCGAUAAAAGAUCAAUCAGCUUGGAUCAGAUUCCAGGAGAUUCCCAACAACACACACUAAUAUAAACAAGUGGUCUCAUAUCAGGACGUGGAGAUACAAUUGGUGUUUCCUAUCCUUAAAGGGAAGUGUAUCAGAUAUAGCGCCGCCUCUCACCUCUAAACACUCACUGGCUGUCAUGUGGCCAGCAACGGAACACAGUUUGCCUCCUUGUACACCAGCCAGCUGUGACAAACACAACAUCCACCUGAAGGUUGAUUUGUACUGUCAGUACUUUACUGUGUUCUGUAUUUAUGUGAUGUUUUUUCCUGUCAAUGUCUCUUUCAGAAACACAUUUUGAAGCCUAGAACACAUGUUGUUUUAAUAUGUUUGAAUGUGUAAUUCUGUGUAUUCAUGUGCGCCUGCUUACGUGUGUCUGUACCGUGUUUCAUAAAGGAGUUUGGCUUUUUGGGAAAUCAACACUUUCAUGUCUGCCUGCGAAAUAUGAAGCUAGAGUGUGGCGAUGGUUAGCUUAGCUUAAACGCUAGAAGUAGGGGGAAUGACUAACUUCGCACCAGAGAUUACAAAACGUUACUCUAAAGCUCACUAAGGUUAUACGUCACUUUGAGGGUAGCUUCUGUAACUCUGAUUCAAUAAUUGUUUUACUGAUCCUCAUGGUAAAACGAGGCGUGUUCAUGAAGUACACAUGACUAUAUGUAAAGGUGGAUGAACUCUCACCCAUACAGUUUAUAUCUGUCGAUCUUAUCUGGACAUGUGAAGCGACACAUCACAUACUGUUUCAUAUGGUUUCACUCCUUCUCUCUGCAUUUCAUUGGUUUAAUCUGUACAAAAACAAAGCAUAAAAACUACAUUUUGUGGUUUUUCAGUGUUACAAGAGGGACUAUUUCUACCUGUCUGACACCAACAGCCUCAAUCAACCACAGCGUGUUGUUUUUGUGCUUUAGUUGUUGUGCGAAUUAAACAAAUGUGCAGGUUUUGAGCAUUAGAGGUGGAUUUUGUCAUAAGGCUUCCAGUCAUGAAGCUAAGCUAAGCUAACCGCCAGCUAGUUGUUUGCUUUGUGUUAAAUGGACAAAAAAAGAUUUCCCAAAUUGUCCAACCUGCUCCUUUCCAGGAAAGCUUCUGAACUGCCUCUUGUCUUGUUAAAUUUGAUACUUUUGGGGGUUUUUUUUGUUGUGUGAAAUCUGUUCAAGUUUUCUGCUUCUCAAAGAUAUUUAAGGUGAACAUGUGGUUUGCAAGUCGACGUGCUUCACUCUCUUCGCUCAGCUUUAGCAUCGACCAGCUAGCGUGUACGUGAACCUUGAGGAAGGAAACCGGCUGCUACCUUUGAAAGGAAUAAGAGAAGCAGAGGAUGUUGGAGAAAGUUUUAAAUGUGAGCUUGUUUGACGUAAAGAUCCUGAUUUCGUUGAACUGCCUUUUAAUGAGAGAACAAAUUAACUUCAGCGCGAAAGCCUUUGAUGUUGUGCUGCGUUCAUGGCCGGUGGGAAUAACAGCAGCGUUUCUUACCUGUUCAAACAUACUUUAAAGCCAACAGAUACCGAUUACAGUCGCACCUUUUAAUUGAUUCACCUUUUUAAUGUUUGGAAGUGACUCAUUUGAGAUGACGUCUGAAAUGAGCUCAGAAAUGUCCUGCCCUGCCGUGAGAUUUGAAGCCUCAUGAAUUGUAAUGAGAUUGUUCUGUUUUGGUUGUUUUACUUGAAACAGGUGUGUCUGUUCUUGCACUAAAAUACUCAAAUACCUACUGCCAUGUUCACAAGCAGCAUUUACCCCCUUAAAGUUACCACAAGUGGUAACAUCUCUAUGGUAGCGGCUGUUUAUCCCACGUGGCCUGAACACAGCAUCACAGACUGGACCGAGGGAACUGAACAAUGUAGCUCCGUGCUCCCUGACCCGGAUCACUGUGACGAUGAGGGGGUGAAACGGGACUGAUGCCUUUUCAAUGCAGCUUGUUUCUUCUCCUGUGUGACUGUGUGUCUUCAAGAAAAAACAAGCCAAAUAUGGAGAUUUUUAAGGAAGCUUAGCUUUUUUCUUUUUUGAUUUCUUACCACUAUUAGUCUUUGAUCUUUUCUUUUUUUUUUUUUUUCAAAAUUGGCUCAAACAUUACUUCUGUCAGGAGAAAGCUGUAAGUCCAUAUUGUAUAUUUUAAAAUCUCUGUCUCUUUGAUGUGCAUUAGUUUCUGGUUAUGGAUUUUCCAUAACCUUUUUCUUUUUUUCAAAUGAAAAAAUAAAUCUUUGUUUUUUCUAA
Messenger RNA from Stegastes partitus (bicolor damselfish), 4213 nucleotides. It is a transcript of the gene tmcc3, whose product is annotated as transmembrane and coiled-coil domain family 3. The coding region runs from base 228 to 1622 and encodes 464 amino acids. The record is from RefSeq and is a predicted model, not a curated record. The transcript is spliced from 5 exons. Lineage: Eukaryota; Metazoa; Chordata; Actinopteri; Pomacentridae. Gene Ontology annotation, cellular component: endomembrane system.